Chelmon rostratus (copperband butterflyfish) is the source of this 771-nucleotide messenger RNA. RefSeq names its product enamelin (gene enam). The record is from RefSeq and is a predicted model, not a curated record. Bases 41 to 667 code for a protein of 208 amino acids. Lineage: Eukaryota; Metazoa; Chordata; Actinopteri; Chaetodontiformes; Chaetodontidae. The transcript has 8 exons.
GACACUUCAGAUCUUCAGUUCCUUCACAAAAAAAGUUGAGAUGAUGCUCUUGGUGUUCAUGAUGUGCCUGCUGGUCACAACCUUUGCUGCUCCUGUACUGGAGAGCCAAAGCAUGGAGGAAAAAGUUGCGGCUCAUGCUAAUGAGGCCCUGAGGUGGAUGGAGAUCUACAGGCUGUACCAGCAGCAGGGAAUAGUUGGAAACCCCUUCCUCCCUCCUGCUGCUGCUCCUGCUGAUCCAGCUGGGGCAGCAGUGGUGGAUGCUGCACCAGCCCAGCCAGCUGAUGCCGCCCCUCCGGCUCCGGCUGCUGUUGAAGAUGCAUCAGAGGAGGAGAAUGACAACCCUGCCCCCAAAGCUGCAGCACCUGCUCCUCCUGCUGCCCCCCUAAACUCUGAUGAGGUAGAGGAGGCCGAGGAGGUGGAGGCUGAACCAGCUGCGGUUGAAGCUGCACCAGCAGAGCCGGCAGCAGACCCUGCAGCGGCCGUCGAGCCGGCUGUGGUUGACGUCCCUGUAGAUGCAGCGCCGGCUGAUGCUGAUGCUGCCGCUGCGGAUGUGCCUCCCGCUGACAUGGUUCCCAUUGAUGUCGCCCCGGCCGCAGUCGAUGCCACAGCUGCUGCUGAUGCUGGUGCAGCCGAUGCCGGUGCUGCCACACUGGCAGCAUUCAACUGACUUGCCCGGAGCAGCAGCAGCUUCCUGAUGCACUGUUGUUAUUCCUCUUAUUACUCAUCUUUGUAUUCCUCUGUUGGCAGAUAGAAUAAUAGCUGGAAACUGCA